AUUUAUUUUUUAUAAAAUUUUAAACCCUAAUUCCAAAACCCCACCCCUUAACUCUAAACCCUAAGAUUUGGAUUAAUUAACCCAAGGGGUAUAAGUGUAUAUUUACCUCUUUAAUGAAACCUAUUUUUGUGACUUUGAACCUUGAGUGCUACUUUGGAAACAAAAACUUGGUUUAGUGCUAUUCUAGUCUUUUUCUCUUCUUUUUAUCUUUCUAUUGUCUAUCUAACAUAAGAAAAUGCACAUAUAUAUGCUUUUACCCGGAAACCUUGUGUAAUGACAAACUAACAACAAUAGACACAAAACUGCCUUUUUGGUUCGUUACAAAUAAGUUCUUGUUACAUGUUUUGCAUUAGAAGAAUAAGACGGUAUUAAAUCAAGAACCGUCAGCAAACCAUAAUCCCAAUACGAAUGAGAAGCGGUAUAAAAAGAAGGAUGCGGCAAUGGCGGAAGAAUCAAGAGGGAUGUUGUGAGACCAACAAGGACAACAAGCGUUGACUCUUAACUGGAAACGUUCUUGCUUAUUCAUCAUUAGAGCUUGAGCCGAUCAUCAUACACUCAGAAAAGAUAACCAUCCGGUAGUUGUACCUAAUGCUGAAGGGUCUUCUCAUCCUUAACCUUGAGUUCAUGGUAUUUCCUUUGACUGUGAACACUAUCAUACUUGAACAUAUAAGUCUGCAACAAUCAAACACGAAGAGUAAUCAAUUACGUUGUUCAAAUUCUGACUCAAGACUCAAAUCUUCUGCAAUCAAUCAAAACAGCCAAUUGAUGGGUUUCCCAAAGCCAAAACGAUCAUAGCCACGAAACUGAGUCAUAUAAUGAAAUGAACCAAUCCAGUAUUGAAACCACGUCAAAGGAAAGAAACAAACCAUGUGCUUAGUGGUGAUGAAGGGAUCGUUGAGGGCGACAAGCUCAAUAUCGUCUAACAACUCUAGUGACCAAACGACCCUUGACCAAUGAACGGCAGAGAGAAUCUUCUUCAUUCGAUCAGAAAGACAAAACGAAGAAACAGAGACAAUCAUUGAUUUUUUUUCGAGAGAAACUAUUUUUGACCUCAUUAACUUUUAACAAAUGUAAAAAUAAAUAAUAUUAAAAAUUAGUUUUAAUUAUUAUUAUUUUAAACAAGUUUAAUUAUUGAUUAGAAGGACAUAAUUGGAUUAACAUUAGUAUUAGUUCUAAGUGGACAAAAAUGUCUAAUACUAAUGUUGAUUGGGUAUGUUUUAUUUUAUCUUAUCAAUCAUUACUGUAUAAUGCAUAAUAAAUCGAAUAUGCUAUAAUCUUAAUAUUAGUUUUUAAAUUUACAAAUAUCUUACGUUUAUAUAUUACUAUUUCUGAAGAAAAUUGUUUUUAACUUAAUAAGGAAUAUUUUGUAUAUUUUGCAAUACGUGAAAAUCAUUUGUGUCGUACUGAAUCGCGAUUUAUAAACGUAUAGUUCUAUUUAAAGAAAUGAUAGAGGACAUGCAGUUUUAUUUCAAAUAUAUAGAAAGCAAUUUUAGACUCCGGACAGAUGCCCAAAAACAGAAAGUGUUGGCUUUCUCAAAUAUAGAAGGUUUACAUUUAUACGUAUUGUUAUUGUAUUACAAUCGGAUACAAAUAUAAUCUGAAUACUGCAUGUUAUUAAAAAUGUAAUAAAUUAAUAAUGAAUGAGCAUAUUUUAAUAUUUCUACAAAACAUUAAAAGAGGGACUAGUACUUGAGAACUUUAAUGUUAAAAUUUAAGUGAGAACUUUAAUGUUAUAAUCUAAUUGAAUGGUAGAAACACAAUUUGCCGUCUUAAUCGGUUAUAGAACACGAGAGCCAUUAACAUUUUGCUAUUCUCUCUCUCGGCCUUCAAUGGAUCCACCAAUUUCUCUUAAAGCAAAUUAAGCGUUCUUAAGCAUCUAUAUAAUCGAGUUCUUUUAUGAAAUAAAAUCAUUCAAUAAACUAAAAAAAAUAAUAGAAACUUUAAAAAAAAAAUUCUUUUAAUAAAUCACUCUAAUUCUUUUUUUUUCAUCUGACAGGAAAAUGACAAGAUUUCCUUUAGCAAUAUGUCUAAUGUGUAUAAUAGUAGCAUCAAGUACGGUAUAUGAAGCGCAAGGAGGUUUCUUAUUAAGGCAUUACUUGAGUAAACUUCCUAGACUGGCCAACGAGUUUGAACCUUUCGCUUUCAAGAUUAUGAUUAGAUUUAUAGACAACCUUGAGAGCUUAUGCUCCUCGAAAGUGGAGUACAAGGAGUUCUUCUCAAAACUGAAGGCUUUUUUGAUCUUCAUAAACUCAACAGCAGGGAAGUCUUCAUCGUCAGAAUUUGAGUCUCAGUUGAAAGCACAUUCUGAGGGGCUCUUCAAGGCUAUCACUGCAUUGGGUGUCAAAGCAUCGGCGGAUACGAGCAAGUUGAUUGAAAGUUUGAUGUCGAUGGGAAAAGUUAUGGCUGAGUAUAAGAGGAGCGGUUCACUAACAAUGACAAGUGAACAAAGGAGAGUGCUGAUCACAUCUAUGAUGAAAUGGGCACAAGUAAUUGGUCAGUUUGUGAAAACUGUACGUGAGAAGACUGGUGACGGUGAUAUUGAUCUCCCAUCUCUUGGCAUUGGAGGUGGAGAUGAUGACGCCGGAAGUGCUGGAGGGGGAAGCUCCGGCAGUGGUUCUUCCUCCAUGGGAGCUGUAAGUGCUGGAGGUGGUAGCUCCGGCGGUGGUGCCUCCUCCUUGGGAGCUGGAAGCGCUGGAGGUGGAAGCUCUGGCGGUGGUACCUCCUCCAUGGGAGCUGGAAGCGCUGGAGAUGGAAGCUCUGGAAGUGGUUCUCCCUACCCCGGAGCUGGAGGGACUGGAGGUGGUAGCUCAGGCAGUGGUUCUUCCACCAUGGGAGCUGGAAACACUGGUAUGGGAGAUGGAAGUACUGGUGGCAGUGGAAAUCCAUCCUCCGACAGUGGUACUCCGUCUAGUGAAACUGGAAGUCAUGCUGGCGGUGGAGGCGGUAGCCCGGGUGGAAGCCCAACUGAUAGCUCAACUGCAGGAGGAGGAAGUUCCAUGGGUGGUGGUGGAAGCUCUAGUGAUACCGGAAGUACAACUGGUGCCGGGGGUGGAAGUUCUGGUGAUACCGGAAGUACAACUGGUGCUGCUGGUGGAAGCUCUGGUGAUGCCGGAAGUAUAACUGGUGCUGCUGGUGGAAGCUCUGGUGAUACUGGAAGUACAACUGGUGCCGGGGGUGGAAGCUCUGGUGAUACCGGAAGUACAACUGGUGCUGCUGGUGGAAGCUCUGGUGAUACCGGAAGUACAACUGGUGCUGCUGGUGGAAGCUCUGGUGAUACCGGAAGUACAACUGGUGCUGCUGGUGGAAGCUCUGGUGAUACCGGAAGUACAACUGGUGCCACUGGUGGAAGCUCUGGUGAUACCGGAAGUACAACUGGUGUCGGAGGUGGAAGCUCUGGUGAUACCGGAAGUACAACUGGUGCUGGGGGUGGAAGCUCUGGUGAUACCGGAAGUACAACUGGUGCUACUGGUGGAAGCUCUGGUGAUACCGGAAGUACAAUGGGUGCCGAGGGUGGAAGCUCUAGUGAUACCGGAAGUACAACUGGUGUCGGGGGUGGAAGCUCUGGUGCCGGGGGUGGAAGCUCUGGUGAUACCAGAAGUACAACUGGUGCUGCUGGUGGAAGCUCUGGUGAUACCGGAAGUACAAUGGGUGCCGAGGGUGGAAGCUCUGGUGAUACCGGAAGUACAACUGGUGCCGGGGGUGGAAGCUCUGGUGAUACCGGAAGUACAACUGGUGCUGGUGGUAGAAGCUCUGGUGAUACCGGAAGUACAACUGGUGCAGGAGGUGGAAGCUCAGGUGAUACCAAAAGUACAACUGGUGCUGCUGGUGGAAGCUCUGGUGAUACCGGAAGUACAACGGGUGCCGGGGGUGGAAGCUCUGGUGAUACCGGAAGUACAACUGGUGCCGGUGGUGGAAGUGGCAGCGGUGGAACCUCUGCUGGUGGCGCAAGUGGAAGUCCAACUGAUGAUAGCUCAGGCUCAGGUGAAAGUGCUGGUGGUGAAACCUCUGGUGCUGGUGGUUCAAGCGGAAAUACAUCCAAUAUGUCUACGGAAGAAUCAAGUUCUAUGGGUGGUGGAAAGUCUUCUAAGGACAGUAAAAUCGCCACUGGUGGAAACGCCAGUGAGGAAAGCACUUCCGGAGGUGCAAGUGGAGGUUCAACUAAAACCACCGCCGCAGGAGAAAGGUCCAUGAAUAAUGGAGAUUCUUACUCAGAUUCUACAGGUGGAAACACCAUGGGGAGUCCCACCGGGAGUCCUUCUGGUAGAGGUGGGAGCUCUUUCACCGGAAGUGAAACUGGAAGCUCAUCUUACCAAGCUGGAGGAGCAUCCGCAGGUGGGCCGAGUGGAAGUACAACUGAUAGCUCAGCUGCAGGAGCAAAUUCAAUGAAUAGUGGAUAUUCUGCUAAAGGAAGCUCCACAACAAGUGCCCAAGGAAGUACACAGGGUGGUUCAGGUUUAGCUGAAGGAGCCUCCGAAGGCAAAUCUUUCAAAGGAAAAACUGGCUCUACGAGGUAUGAAGGUUCUUCCAACUAUCAAAAGACGCACUCAAAAUCCUUAGACAAAAGCUCCUUCAGCCAUUCCUCAGAAGACAAAAGCUCCGGCAACGUCUAAUUAAAUUCGUAGGUUCAGGACAAACAUAUAUCAAUCCUAUAACUUCAAUAAAGAGACGGCCCUGCUAAUUUACAGCAGCGAGCUGUAGAAUGUUUUUGCUAAAUACUAGAGAAUCACCUACAUGCGUUAGCUUUACUGCAUGGACAAUUUAGGAUUUUUUUUUAAUUCUGUUGUAAAAUAUGAAUAUAAUAAAUUACUAGAUUCUGAGAUAAUAUAUAAGUCUUAGAACAUUUAUCCGAAACCUAAGAAUCAACUGAAAAAAAAACAAAACUAAAAUUGAACCGAAUUUCAUAAAUAACCGAUCAGAUGUUUUAUCUCUUGAAUCAAAAAAUUGAAA
Brassica rapa (field mustard) is the source of this 4947-nucleotide messenger RNA. RefSeq names its product loricrin. The record is from RefSeq and is a predicted model, not a curated record. Lineage: Eukaryota; Viridiplantae; Streptophyta; Magnoliopsida; Brassicales; Brassicaceae.